Molecule: messenger RNA, 2259 nt
Organism: Caenorhabditis remanei
Lineage: Eukaryota; Metazoa; Nematoda; Chromadorea; Rhabditida; Rhabditidae
Exons: 4
Coding region: 1-2259 (752 amino acids)
Source: RefSeq, a predicted model, not a curated record
AUGUGGUUGUCACUGGUGAGCACACUUCUACUCUUCUUUGGAUCCACAAGUUCUACUACACACAGGAACUUCCAAUUAAAAGAUUUAUAUCACAAAACUGCUUCACUUUCCAAAACUGCCGAGAAGUUAUAUUUGGAAUCACAAUUACUGACUGGAAAAGUGACUCCAAUCAAUUUGACUCAGUUACUAUUGGAACGGCCAAUCGAUGAAACCACUUUUGAGGAAUACAGUAAGAUGGAGAUAUACAGUGGAUUGAAAGAGCAGAAUGAGAUAUCGAAAAUGUUAAAUGAAGCAAAGAAAAGUAGAACUACUGAUGAGAUGAGGGCGGCUAUAGAAGAUGGAUUGAAAACGCUGGACGGCUACAGUGAUCUGAAAUCAAUUAUCGAAGAGAUUGACUCAAAUUCAGUAAUCAGUGAUAUUCAAAAGACUGAGGAGAGAUCAAGGGUCGACCUCGAUUUCAGUGUCAUCGAUAGUAGAUUGUUGCUAUUUGUUGAAAAUAUGAAACGCCUGGUUGAGAACCUGCAGUCUAUAACCAACGAAAACAAAGAAUUAGAUGACAGUAGUAGAUCUGAUGCUCACUUUUAUGUGAAAAUUACACUUUUUGUAUUUGAUCGCAUCGAUUUUUCCAAAUCUCUAAAAAAAGCAGUUAAAAAGAAUAGUGCGUUUUUCGAAUCGAAUAUCACCGCCUCGUUUGAUACUAUCAAAAAGGUGCUUGAUGAAGUGAUGGGAAAACUGGCGGAAGUUAAAAAGUUGGAAGGAUUGGCUGAGAAGUUGAAUUCGAUGAAAUCAGAUAUGGCUUUGCUGGAAAAAUUGAGAGAUAGUAAGGCAGUCAGUGGAGUGAAUACAUUGGAGCAAAAUCUGAAAGCGACUACGGUACUGAUAGAAAGAAUCAAAAUGUCGAAGGAGAAAUACGAAAAGUAUCAGAAAAUUGAGUCGAUUUUAUCGGUUCUUCAACAGAUUGUGAUAUUCUCCAAGUCGAUGAAGAUUCUGGAACUGAGGUCAUUCAAGAUGUCCAAUGAUUUGAAACCUUUUUUGAAACACUUUGAAGAUUUCAAAAUUCUGGACACCUCAAUAUUUGACGGAUUACAGAAAUGUCUGGAGGGGUUUGAUUUCAAAAUUGAUCUCUCUACGGAUAAAUCUCGCUUUGAAGCCCUUCUUGAACCCUUGUCAAAGAUUCAGUCGAUGGAUCAAAAGUUUAAAGAAUCAUGGGAUAGAUUGGUAAAGUACACUGACCCAGAAGAAUACAAAGAUCUGAUAAGUAUAACGCGUGAUAAGACAUUGACUCACAAGAAACUUGUUAAACUGUUGUCCAAUUUUAACUUAAAGGAUUUGAAACAGCUUGAAAUGAAUUUGAACGUAACAAUCAAUGCGCGAAAGGGAGAGCCAAUGUCAUAUUACGAAAAAACAGCCAAAGAAAUACAAGACUUGCUGGUUAAAGUGGAAUAUGAUAAAAUGAGGAAGGAGACCAAAGCUAUUAUAGAUAAGCUUAACAAUGUAAAACAGUUUCUGGAAUGUCAUUCUGAUUUGAAAAUUUCGAUCGACGAUACAGUUGAACUGAUGGAAAUAGCAAAAGAAACAUGGAAUUUUAAUCCGUUGAGGUUGUUGGGAUUGUUGGAUAUCGUGAGUCUAUUCCAAGAUGCAUACGAAAAGAUGGUAGAGAUUCGGGAUUGGAAACUAGAAAGUAAUUCGCCGAUUGAGAAGUUUCCAUUGGAUUCUGAAGAUCUGAAAGCGAUUUCUGAUGGAGUGGACGCUUUGGGAUCCGUGAUGAAGAUUAAUGAGUACUGGGAAGAGAUGGAAGAUUGGGAUGAGGAGGAGUUCGAAGGACACGAUGUUGAAUGGAAAUCUAUUCGUGAUGGUGUAUCUAGUCUGGUGAAGAGUUUGGGACAGUUGAAAUGGGAUCCAAAGCUAUCCGAUGUUCAACAACUAAUUGCCACUAUUCAGUUUCCAGUGGAAAUGCAGAUAGAUGAGUUUAAGACAUUCAUCAGAGGGGAUUAUGAAGGGAAUGGACGAUUUAUUAUAUUGAAAGUUCUGAAAGAUCUAGAAAAGCUGAAAACGGACUUUCCGGAUAUCGCAGGUAAACUGGAAAAGAUGAACCAGUCGAUAGCUAAGAUGAAGGAGUGGGAAGAGAAAGAGCAUCCGAAGACUGUAGAUCAUAAAGAGCCAUUUGUGGAUUGUGCAGUGAGUCACCUCAAUAAAUGCAGCGAGCCCUUGACACUCCCAGACGGGUCACUUGAACCAUUGAAGAAAGUGGAGCUGUAA